This is a messenger RNA of Plasmodium cynomolgi strain B, 3936 nucleotides long. RefSeq lists its product as hypothetical. Bases 1 to 3936 code for a protein of 1311 amino acids. The record is from RefSeq and is a predicted model, not a curated record. NCBI's taxonomy places the organism in Eukaryota, Apicomplexa, Aconoidasida, Haemosporida, Plasmodiidae. The transcript is spliced from 3 exons.
AUGAAUAUAUUAAAGGGCAAAAAAAUUAUUACAACCUGUUUAGCGAAUUUUGAAAGAAGGGGAGGAGGAGGAGGGAAAAGUAACUUCUGUGCAUUUCACACGAAACAAAAGAAGAAGAAGGAAAAAAAAGGUGUAGCUGAUAGCAGCAAGGGGACAAACUUUUUAAAAAAUUUAUGCAAUAAAAACAUUAUCAAUCAUUUGGAUCCCAUAAAUUUAAUUGAAAAUCUGAAACAGGUAACUGAGUGUAGUGUUGGUGAAGAUGUCAUUAGGAAUUAUCUAUACAGAAUAAAACUACUAAACGAACAAUGGAGCCUUAACAAAAUAUACUUCAUUUUAAAAACGCUCGUGAAGUACAACCUUCGCGAUGUUGUCCUGAUGAGCAAGUUGGAGAAGACCAUUAACGAGUUAGUUCCAUUAUGCCAAGGAAAUAAGGCAGAAAAAGAUCCCUUUGAAAAUGUGUACAUUGUGAGGAUAUCCUACAUUUUACAUGCGUUCUGUCACUUUGGGUAUACAAAUUGUGAAGUAGUGGAAACGUUAGUAAAAAUUUUAAGCACCAAGUUGGACUACAUCAUUUUUUAUAGCAACUAUGUGGAUCCAUUGUUUAACGACUAUUCCCUGUCCUGUGAGGAAAACGGCCACUAUGUUGUGAGGGGGGAUACCUCAGCAGCCGCAUCGCCCAACUCGGGUGACAAAACCAGUGGCGACGCAAAGGGCAAGGUAAGCACAAUUGACAUAAAUGAUAUGUUCGACAUGGUUGACGUGGCUUACUUGGCUGAAGAGGGCAACCCGCGUGCCAACCCGCGUUCCAACCCCGACGUGGAAUGGCAAAGACGCGGAGAAGUCUUCGUCAGGAACAUAAACUUCAACGAGAUCUACCUCAUUGUGAACACUAUGAAAGGCUCGAAGCACACAAAUAAGGUCUUCCUAAACAAGCUCAAAUUUCUGUUUUAUUUUAACUGCAUAAACUUAGACAGGGGAACUGAUAGCCACUACAAAUAUGUUACUCUCCUCUUCCAUUUCUUUUACGAACCGACUGACAUGCAUCUGUCAAAUAUUAUGAAAUUUUUUUUAGCAAAACAUGCAGAUAUGAACAAUGUGCAUGACCUCGUUUUAACGCUGGUGACGGUUUACUACGGGGGCCUCGAAAAGAGAGGGAACCUUAGCAAUAUGAGUAGCAGCAGAAACGUCCCAGGGGAGAGUGCAGUUCACAACGAAGCACAUCUUAACAGUAUCCAUAGGAAGAACCUGAAAUAUGCACAAAGCGAUGAUAUAAUUAGUGUCAUAGAAGGAAUUCCAUUUAUCUCUAAUGGGAAGAAGCAAAAAUUGAAGGCGAUUCUGCAGCAUGUGGAUCAGCACAGCAGUGUUAGAAGCACGAACUUUGUCGAUCUUAUAUACGAAAAAGUUUUACACGUGUUGAGCCGUAAAUAUGAGGAGGAAGAGUUCGAAGGGGAAGAAGCUAAUGACCCUAAAUUGUUGCAAAAUGUACAAGUCACGAUGAAAAGGAGAUCAAAUGAAGCUUCUCUAUGCCGAAGUGAUAAAUCGAGUGAACUACAAAGCUUAACCGAGUUGAUCAAAAUUCGCAUCUGCACAUUUGGAGAAGUAGAUUCUUUAUUUUAUUUGUACUUAAAAAAUAAAGUGCACCUUUUUAACAUCGAUGCAGUACUGAACAUAAUGAAGAGCUUUAUUUUUGUGUACCACAUGCAGAAUGAGUUGAGUAAAAACUACCAUAGGGUACAUCUAAGUGAUAGAUAUACAAAUGUUGUAAGAAACAAUUUAGGUAGUCUAACAAGUCUGAUAAUUGAAAUGGUUAGCUCCAUGUCAUUGGACAGACUUUAUUCCUUAUGCAGUUUGAAAGAUCUCAGCAUGUUGCUUUAUUUCUUCUACCAAAUAGGCAAUAUUUUUGUGAACCAAAUGUUUGAAGAAUUGUACUUAAAAAAGGUGCAAAGUUAUAUAGACAGUAUUGUAAUUACCAAGUUGAAGUUACUUCUGGGUGGAGGAAGCCGGGAUGGUCACCCCCCAACUGGCGUCAGCGCACCUAUGUGGGGGAAAAAAACAGAAGAAUGCAAUGUGAAGAGGAGACAGGAUAGCACGCUACCUAGAAUACACACAAAUGAAAUAUAUUCGAGUGAAAAAAAAGAGGUGCUGGCUAACCGUGAUAGUGGGAGUUACCAACUGGGCGGUGCCAUGCAGAAUCGCCUUAACAUACCAAACAGUGGGGAGAACGAAAAGGAAGGCACUGAUGGGUAUUUCCCAAAUGUGCAUUGCCCAAAUAAGGAAUGUGAGGAGCACGGAGAGCCAAUUGAUGUCCACAUUUUACUGCUCAAUAUGUACAGCAAAAGGGGACAAAACAAAAAUGUAAUUCAUAUGUUGUUGGAGAUAUUGAAUAGGCAUCAAGUAGGAAGGAAAAUAAUGCCUUGCACAAUUUACGUAAAUUUACUAAACUCUUUUGCCAAACUGAGGUACCGAAAUUUGGAUUUGAUAGGCACUUGUUUACACAAAAUUAGUGAACACUCGGGGGAGUUGCAUUUUUUCGAGUACACGAAUUUACUCAUUUCCCUAUCGAAGCUUAACGUGUUUGCUGUUAAUCUGAGUAUGUACGAUGGGGUGUUUUUUCCCCAAGAUUGUCCUUCCCGCGGCUGCACAUAUCAGGAGGAGACAAACCGAAUCUUCCUGAAUGAGUACAACGGUGAGAGCACAAAACGAUUGGGCGAGGAAAAAAUUGUCCACAAUUUAAACAAAAUUUUGAAGCAAAUAAAUGAAAGUAUCAGCAACUUUGUCGCCAUCCCAAAUUACAAAAUGGCCAACGUCAUAUCAAAUAUGCUCAGCAGUUACACAGUUCUAGGUUUUGACAAAAUUGAUUUUAAAAAUGUGAACAAAUUGUUGGAAUGUUUUCACGACUAUGUGUUUGGUUACUUCGGGGAAGGACGCCUGAGUGGUUGUAGAAGCCGCCCAAGCAGUGAUAGAAGCCGCCCCAACAGUGAUAGAAGCCGCACCGUUGGCGACACCCACCCGAAUGAGGACGAACCUAAGGGGAAUGAAUACUCAUAUUUCUACCAAGACAUUCUCACUUGCAUGAAUAACCCACUCAGAAAAAACCACUACUGGUACUUCAGUGAAAAAAACAACAUCAUUGUAAGGAGAAGGGACACGAAUGAAACGCUGUAUCUUCCAAUUCAGUGCUUAUACCAAGUGUACAUUUUUAAUGUCUACUUCGGGGCGUACGUGCAGCGCUUGUUUAGUUCCUACGGAUGUGGCAAAGUGGGUUCAGGGGAAUUACCAAUUGGGGAGGCGCUAAUUGGCCAAUCCGGUGGAGCAAAUAGCUCACCAAGCCUUCCACACAGCACAAAUUUAUUUUUAAAAAACAACACAGGUGUUAAAAAACCCGAAACUUCCACCCUUUUAAGCGAUCGCAGCAAGCACAUCCUAAAUAACGUCACUUUUUUUGUCAAGUAUAUAAACAAUUUUUAUAAAAAGAAGAGGUACGAAAGGUACAAUCUUUGCACGCAGUUUGUGCACAGCUGUGGGGAUAAGGCAGCCUCAACUGAGCAGCUAAUUGAUUACGUAAAAAUGUGUAGCAUGCAAAUCAAGAGGGACAUUGCGAGUGUGCAUUCGUCCAGUUUUCACAGAGAGGUACUGUCCACGCUGCUUUCACUGGGCGUCAAAAAUGUGCAGUGCGAGGUCCCAUUCAUGGACGGAAUAUACACCGUGGACAUCGUCAUUAACAAUUCGACAUGCAUAGAAAUUAACGGAAGCAACCAUUACUACUACGACAACAACUUGAAAAGGUCAGGCGAAAAACUCGAUGCCCUAAAUCUGAUAAAGUAUUACUUGCUGAGCAAAAAGUAUAAAUUAAUUUUGGUAUCGUACCUGGACUGGAAUAAUCUAAAAAGUGCUGAGGAGAAGAAGGACUACUUGGUGAAAAGGAUCCACGCGUAG